This is a messenger RNA of Callithrix jacchus (white-tufted-ear marmoset), 1947 nucleotides long. Lineage: Eukaryota; Metazoa; Chordata; Mammalia; Primates; Cebidae. The record is from RefSeq and is a predicted model, not a curated record.
AUGAUCCACAGAAAAACGCUGCGAUUCCCCACACUGACUGCACCAUUGCCUCUGCACACGACUGGGCCCGGUCCUUCCUGCUGCCCCUCCCUAAGGCUCAGGUCCGCUGGUGGGAGAUCAGAUUCCGAUCUGCAUCCGCAGGCCGGCUCCCCUCUGCCUGCAUUGGUGCUGCAGGGCGCCCCUCCGGCGGAACGCAGCCCAACAAGAGGUGCAGGAGGGAUCAUCCCAAAAGAGAAGACUCUCCCCCGCUCACACCUGGGUGACCUGGUCCUCCUGACGCCACAUCCAGCUGAAGCUGAAAGACAAGGUAGCAGCAGCUCCAGGCCUUGGCCAAGGGCAGCCCCGGGCCUGGGUGGGGCCGGGCGGGGGCCGCAGGCGCCGAGCGGCCGUGCCAAGCCCCGCCAGCGAGAACCGAGGAAGCUGCGAUACUGCUGCAUUGUGCUGCAUCACGCCAGGCCCGGAGGGUCCCCGCGCAGAGACAAACCUGUUGAAGAGAGGGUGCGGGAGCUGAAGGGCCGGAGCAGCGGCGGCUCGGCGCCCCGGAGGCGGCUCACGCCCAGCCCUGGGAGAGUGGGGACAGCAGGGAGGGCGGGGGGGGGCGGGCGCAGGGGGGUAGCGAGCGCGGGGAGGGGGCGGGGGUGGGACGCGGGGCCGCCGCCUCCCGCUCAGCUGCAGCGCGGCGCAGCCGGGACCACGCCUGGCCGCAUCCUCGGCACCGCUAGGCGCAGAGUCCGGCCCUGUCACCGCCGCCCCCACUCCCCACCCGCGGGGCCACAGGGAGGGCACCUGAAAAUAGACCCUCCGGCUGCCCGCUCCGCACCCACCUUCGCCCUGGGCCCACGGCGCCAGGGUGUAGACAAGCGGCGGCGGAGGCACGGAGGAGGAAUCGCCGUGCCGGGGCUGGGGCCGGGUAGCUGCGGUGCGCAAGGCGGGUCUGCUGCCGCCUCACCGCAGAGCCUGCCGCCCCUCGCCCCGCAUCACCCGAGUACCAAUGAGCACCCGCGACCCGAGCUCCCCGCGCCGCCCCCACCCGGGCUCUGCAGACUCCCAGCCCCCACGCGACUCCCCGGGCGAUGGGCAGGCGGGCAUCGGCGUCCUCCGGCCCUGGGCCCGCGCCCCUCCUCCCGCCCGUCCGCCGCCGCGGAGCCCGCCCGGGAAGCAGCCCCAGUUCUGCGCAGCUUGGAGAAGGGCGACGGCGACCUCUUCGUGGGAAACCUUGGGCGCUGGAGGGUCGGGGGAUGGGGUCGUUCCUUGGCUCCGCUCGAACCUGAGGCCAGCUGCUCUUGCUCAGUCACUCCCAGGAGUGGGGUCGUCUGGCCGCGGUGGAAGAUCCCGUGAUGGCUUGGGGACUUGAGUUCUCCCCUCUGCGUAUUCCCCGAAACGGAAACUGGACGUUUCCUCGAAUUUUUGUCCUGUCCCAGUAGCCCUUCCCAGUCACCUGGCCCCUCAGGCUGUGUAGAAAUUCCACAACUGUCGCUAGUGUGAAUAAAAGAUGGUAGAAUCACCAGGACCACGAAAGGAAAUGCUCUUUAGAAAACGGUUUGAAGAAACUGACUUUCUCCUUGCUCUGUAAGGUGCCCAAGGCGGCACUGUGGGCUUUCAGAGGGAAGAGGGCCCUUCCAGGCUGAAAAAGCCCCAGGGCUUUUCCUCAUAAAGACCCUUGAUCACCUGGAUUAAAACAAAACCAAAAAACCAAGGCAAAUAGUUUGGAUCAUGUUUAUAUCUCAGAUCACUAGCACCUGGCCUGAUGGGUUUAUAUGUUUGUAUGUAUUUUUAAAUGAAUAUUUAAAAAUAAAACUAAGUGAAAUUGUCACAGCAAACUGAAGAUGAUUCUUCCUUUUAGGCCUUCAUCAGUUUGAAUGUUUGUACCCAUGUUUACUUCCGAUAGAUAUGAAAAAAAAAUUGAGGAAGGCAAAUAACAUUUUUUCUCAGAAGGUGAAUCAACAC